AUGAACACCAAUAUCGAAUAUGAGCAGCUGAUAGUUCGGGCGAAUGUUCUUCGUGGGGAACUCCAUCCUGGAAUCGAAACUGUGUUGAAUGACAUGAUCAGGUUCAAGGUGCACAUCGAGAAGAGGCUGGAAGAUUACGAGAGCUUUGUUGCGGAUGAAGUCGAGCAGGAGCUCGGAGGGGACAACGCAGCAAAAACUUCCAACUGGCAUUCGUCUGACCAAAUUUGCUUGGUAGAUCCCUUAAAAGCUGGGGUCGGGACUCCCGAAGCAAGGCAAGGAGGCAAUGAGGUGAUGAGGUAA
Paracoccidioides lutzii Pb01 is the source of this 300-nucleotide messenger RNA. RefSeq lists its product as hypothetical. The transcript has 2 exons. The coding region runs from base 1 to 300 and encodes 99 amino acids. The record is from RefSeq and is a predicted model, not a curated record.